This is a messenger RNA of Hyalella azteca, 9321 nucleotides long. RefSeq names its product teneurin-m. The transcript is spliced from 28 exons. The record is from RefSeq and is a predicted model, not a curated record. Bases 1 to 7848 code for a protein of 2615 amino acids. Gene Ontology annotation, biological process: motor neuron axon guidance. NCBI's taxonomy places the organism in Eukaryota, Metazoa, Arthropoda, Malacostraca, Amphipoda, Hyalellidae.
AUGCUGUUCAUAAGCGAGCUGCAGCAGCUGCCUCAUGCUGAUCUCAUGCCUCAUGCUGAUCUCACGCCUCAUGCUGGUCUCAUUUCUCAUGCUGGCCUCAUGCCUCAUGCUGAACUCACGCCUCAUGCUAAUCUCAUUUCUCAUGCUGAUCUCAUGCCUCAUGCUGAUCUCAUUUCUCAUGCUGAUCUCAUGCCUCAUGCUGAUCUCAUGCCUCAUGCUGAUCUCAUGCCUCAUGCUGGUCUCAUGCCUCAUGCUGAUCUCACGCUUCAUGCUGGUCUCAUUUCUCAUGCUGGUCUCAUGCCUCACGUGUUAGAGGAAUGUUGUUCCUUACGAGAAGGUGCUGUCUCUUAUACACAUCUAGAUGUGUAUAAGAGACAGGGUGCGUACUACCAGCCCAUACCUGGACCCAUGGUGCUCGGUGACAGGUGCGUACCAUACCAGCCCAUACCUGGACCCAUGGUGCUCGGUGACAGGUACAGAGGCGGGGACUGCCACCCCCCCGACACAGGACCCCUGACCCUGCCCCCCACCGACUACCCCCACCAGUACUUCACCCAGACCCCCGGUGGGGGGGUGCGGGGGGGCCGCGGGUUCUCCCCUCUUCGUCUUCCGCUGCGUAAUGGCGACGCCUGGCAGCGCUGUUCCUGGCAGACGUGUGCCCUGGCCUUCAUCCUCCUGUCCAUCGUGCUGGCCGCCACUACAGCCUUUCUGGCAGGUCAGUCCAUCGUGUUGGCCGCCACUACCGCCUUCCUGGCAGGUCAGUCCAUCGUGCUGGCCGCCACUACCGCCUUCCUGGCAGCGUCGGGGAGCAGCACCUUGGAACGCCGUCCCCACCAAACCUUCCCCCCCACCAGCUCCUCGUUCGUGAACCUCGUGUUGGGGGAGAGGAACAAGCGAACUCUUUCCCCAUACGGGUACUGGAACCUGCACCUCCCCCUGCAAGACCCCACACUCAUCCACCUGCUGCUUACCAUCCCCAGAGGCACUACCAUCGGCCUGUACGCACGUCGCAACGACCUGCCCACCCACACGCAGCACGACGUCAUGCAGAUCCUGAGAGGCACGGCGUCCCAGCGGGAGACUCGCACCUCCCAGCCUGAGGUUGGCGUGGUGGAGGUUGAAGUGGAGGAGCUACUGCAGUCUGGCGACUGGUUCCUGACUCUGUACAACGACGAUGGCGACCCUCACGAGGUGUCGCUGAUGGUCAAACAUGGCGUGGGGGCCGGUGAAUGUCCGCAGCGAUGCAACGGACACGGACACUGCUUCCUGGGCCGCUGUCAAUGCCAGCAAGGAUACAACGGCCCCGACUGCUCUGAAGUGGUGUGCCCAGUGCUGUGCUCGGGGCGUGGGGAGUAUGUGGCUGGACUGUGCCAGUGCUUCGCUGGCUACAAAGGAAGGGAGUGCGAACUGUCACAGCAAGAGUGUCAGGUCGCCCACUGCAACAACAACGGCCACUGCAUCGACGGCCAGUGUCACUGCAGCCCUGGAUACACCGGCGAGUUUUGUGAUAAAGUGGACUGCCCUAACCCCACGUGUUCGGGUCACGGGUGGUGCGUGAAGGGUGCGUGUGUGUGCCAGCGGGGCUGGGAGGGCCCAGACUGCGCCCUUAUGGACACUGAGGCGCUGCAGUGCCUGCCUGACUGCAGCAACCACGGCACAUUCAACGUCAAGACGCACUCCUGUGUCUGCGUCACGCCAUGGAUCGGUUCUCAGUGCGACAAGAGGGCGUGCUCCCGCAACUGCGGUUACCACGGCCGCUGUGAGGACGACGCUUGUCGCUGCGAUGACGGCUGGUCCGGUGACAACUGCACCGAGAAACUUUGCGACCCGAGGUGCAACGUGCACGGCCAGUGCAAGAACGGCACCUGCGUGUGUAUGGCGGGCUACAACGGCCGCCACUGCACCAUCGCUGGCUGCCCUGACGAGUGCGGCGACCGCGCGCAUGGAACUUGCUUGGCGGAUGAAGACGGUUCUUGGUACUGUCACUGCGAGGAGGGCUGGGACGGUCAGGACUGCUCCGUGCAGCUCGAGAUGAUCUGUGAUGAUGGCAUCGAUAAUGAUAAUGACGGCCUGCAAGACUGCGUUGACCCAGAGUGCUGCUCGUCUCCGGUAUGUGACAAUAAAGCAACCUUGUGCCUCAAAAGCAAAAGCCCCGUCAACAUCGUCCUCUCUAAGCCGUCCCCCGAGUCCACGAGUUCUUUCUACGAGAAGAUGAAGUUCCUCAUCGAAGAGAAGAGCCUCCAGGACUUCACCAGCAACUUCAACGAGAGACGCGCGUCGGUGAUCCGCGGUCGCGUGGUGACGCGUGCCGGUCGAGGCGUGAUCGGAGUGCGCGUGUCGACCAGCGACAAGAACGUCGGUACGACCACGUCCCGCCGCGACGGUUGGUUCGACCUCAUGGUGAACGGCGGUGGCGCUGUCACGCUGCUGCUGGGACGGCCUGUCUUCCAGCCCAAGGAGAUUCGAGUGAUGGUGCCUUGGAACGAAGUGGUAGUCCUCGAUGACAUCGUCAUGCAUGUGAGCGCAGCGCAAGAAAACACAGCAAUGUCUCCGGAACGCAAUUUUGCCAACAAUUUAGCAGGCAACCACAAACCUUGUCCCGAACAUGACUACGACUUGUUGAGGCCUGUUGUGAUGGUCACGUCACUUCUGGGGGUCAAAGGCGAUUGUCCUGACGACGACGCAGUCCUCGUUGAGACUCAAGCUCUUCAAGAGUCUGUCAAGAUCCCCGGCACUGACCUCUACUUAAUCUAUCAUUCCUCGCGGGCCCGCGGCUACCAGUCCACCAUCCGCAUACAGCUGACACCGGACACCGUCCCUUCCUCCCUGCGACGUGUUCACCUGCGCAUCAUGUUGGAGGGACUCCUACACACUAAGGUCUUCGAGGCUGACCCAAGCAUCAAGUACACCUACUCCUGGAACAGACAGAACGUCUACAAGCAAGGCGUGUAUGGCAAGACGACAGCUCGCGUGUCGGUUGGUUACGAACACGCGGACUGCGGACAGAUCUUGUGGGAGCAUCAAACCGUCAACGCAGCAGCCAAGUACCUCACCAUUUCUGCUGUGGGAGACUUCAACAUCCAUGUUCAUCACAGCUAUAACUUCAACCAAGGCAUCCUGCAGCGCGGUGAUGGCUCCAACAAGGAGCUCGCCCAGGGCAGUCGACUCGUGACGACGCUGCUGGGGACGGGCGAGCAGCGCGACGUCGCGUGUGACGCGCAGUGCAAUGGACGGGCGAACACGUCCCCUUUGUUGUCCCCAUCCUGUCUCGCCGCCGCCCCCAACGGCUCUCUCUACGUCGGGGACUUCAACCUCAUCAGGAAGGUUACGACCGAUGGAAAUGUCACCACAGUCGCCAAGCUCAACGAGACGCGGGUGUCCUACCGCUACCACAUGGCCGUGUCGCCCCUGGACGGGUCUGUGUUCGUGAGCGACCCUGAGGCGCAUCAGGUGCUCAAGCUGCGCUCGACGGAGAGCGUGCGCGACCCUGCGCACAACACCGUCGUGUACGCGGGCUCCGGCCAGCGCUGCCUGCCCGGCGACCGCGCCAAGUGCGGCGACGGCGGCAGCGCGCUCCAUGCCAGGCUCUCCUACCCCAAAGGGCUGGCGAUGUCUGCUGACGGCGACCUGUACAUCGCUGACGGUACCAACAUCCGCGUCGUGACGGCAGCUGGCAUCAUCCACACCGUCCUGGGCGGCCAUGAGCACAGGUCUCACUGGUCGCCCGUGCCCUGUAACGGGACCAUCGCGCGUGACGCGCUGCGCCUGCGCUGGCCCACGGAGCUCGCCAUCUCGCCGCUGGACGGCUCCCUGUACGUGCUGGACGACCACCUCGUGCUGCGCCUCACGCCAGACAGCCGCGUCCAGAUUGUGACUGGCCGCCCACUUCACUGCCCCAGCCCACCUUCCGACGCCCCACACAUGUCGAGGUCGGCCCUCCUGCUGGCACCUCAGUCCAUUGCCUUCUCGCUCAAAGGCGACCUUUACGUGGCUGAGAGCGACACGCAGCGCAUCAACCGCAUCCGUGUGAUCUCAACGGACGGUCACAUCUCGACGUUCGCUGGAGCAGAGACCCGAUGCAACUGCCGCGACCCGUCCUGCUUCUGCCACGCGCACGAGAACGUCCUGGCCACGAGUGCUGUGUUCCCUUCGAUAUCUGCCAUUGCCGUCACACCCGACGAUGUUGUGCACAUCAGUGACCAGGCUGGGUACAGAGUUCGGUCUAUCAAAAGUCUACUCCCAGAACCUAAUCACAACAACGAGUAUGAAAUAUUCUCGCCUGACACCCACGAAGUGUACAUUUUCAACCGAUUUGGCCAGCACGUAAGCACACGAAAUGUGGUCACGAACCAAAUAAUGUACAACUUUACGUACACCGUGAAAUCUCCUUCUGGUAAACUGUCGACAGUGAUCGAUGCUGCACAAAAUCGCAUUCAGUUAAUGCGCGACGGCAACGGAGAGGUAACGUCCAUCGAAAACCCACUGAAGCAGCGCAUUCAAGUGAAGCUGAACAUGAGGAAUCAACUCGAAGAGCUUGUGGGACCCGACGGUUACAAUAUCACUUUCCGGUAUCAUGUCAUUUCGGGUCUGCUUCUCUCCAAAGUUGAAAGGGGAGGGUCGACUUUCAGUUAUGAUUACGACAACGAAGGCAGAUUGUCGCGUACAGUGCUGCCCACAGGUCAAGUCAUCAGUUUGAACUAUGAACUGAGCGUUCGUGGAGCUCAAGUCACUGUCGCGAGGGAUGAGAAGGAACUCGAGACCACCACGGUCAGAGGCACCAGCAUCACCCAUACCGCGGGUUUUGUGAACACGAUGUCGCAAGGCAAGGGCGGGCUGGUGCGCAAGAGCGCCUGGCACCACGAGGUCAGCCUGCACGAGCGAGCCUUCAAGGUCCUCGAGACUCUGAGCCCUACGGCCUCUCAGAUGUUCCCGGUGCCUGCCCUCCAGCUCACCAAGAUAGACACCGACACCAUCAACUCCUACGAGUGGAUCUACUCUUCCUCCCUGCCCGCUACGGCUGAACUGCACGUCAACAACGCCUCUCUCGUCGUCCUUCGUUACGACGCGGCGUCUCGGACUGAAGCUUUGCUGUCGCCUUCAGGAGCUCCCCUCCUGAACACCACCUACGACAGAGUGGGCCACGCUGUCCUCUACAGCCCCCACCGCCCCCUGGUGCCCGCUAGUAUGCAGUACAACCAGUGGGGUAACGUCGUGAGGAGGACGCGAGGGGACCUUGUAGAGCUGUACCAGUAUGACAACCUGUUGCGGCUCACGGCCAUCACCUACGGUGACAACACCACGCAACAGUUCGUGUUCUCCGACCGACAAACAAAGCCGGAACGAGUGAUCCUGCCCAGCGGGCGGCAGUACGAGAUUCUGUACGAUGACGCGGACGCCCUACGGAGCAUCAUCACACCCACGGGCACUGCGUACUCCUACCACCUCAUCAUGUCCAUUGGCUGCUACAAGCUCAAAGUGGCGCUGCCCGCCGACAAAGUCGCUCUCAUGUUACGAGUGAGCGAGCAAGGGCGCCUGUUAUCCGUGACACAACCUCUUGGCGGCACGCGCCUCUUCGAAUACGAUACCCUGGGGCGUCUCAGGGGCGAGUAUUUCGGCCAAGGGUUCACGGAGUACGAUUAUUGGGAAGGGGGACUACUACAUGGGGUCAAGUCUAGGUAUGACCACAAUGAAGUAAGAUACGAGUUCCAGUAUCACGGAGGCUUGACGAAAGAAAUGAAGCUACGGUUCAGGUCCAUGAAGGGAGAUCUUCACAAGGUUAAACUUCAUUACUUGUAUGACACCAGCGGACGCCUCAUGCGUAUUGAACUGAAAGUUGAUUCGUCCAAGUUUGAUGCAUUUUAUAUCCGCUUCAACAAUCAGACUGGCGCUCUGCAAGCCAUCAGUGAUCUGAGAAUUGUUCGUCAAGACCUCACCAACGUUAUAAUUCUAGACCAGAACCGUCAUUUCAUCUGUAGACGAGAGAGGGACGACUAUUGGCGCUUAGCGGAAAAAAUGAUCACACUUCAAGGCAGGAACGUGUUUCGCAUGGCGUUGAAGUACGACAAUAGAGGCCGCAUCAGUAAAAUGGAGCUUGAGAUUUCAGGACGUCAAGAGUUCACUAAUUACACGUACAUGAUGGACGGGCAGCUUUUGGAAGCCACGGGUACACACAAGUGGCUCUACAGCUACGACCAAAACGGGAACAUUCUUUCUUCGACCGACAACACUCGAGCUGAAUUCCUUCAUUACGACGAAGCAGACCGAGUUAUCAAAGUUGGUGAUGGUAACAUUGAAUAUGAUGCCCGUGGCUUUGUUAUCAGGUACGAUCAGCAGAACUUCGAGUACGACACCAAAGGAUUGCUCGUUCACGGAUGGGAGUCUGAUCGCCGUUGGUGGUUCAGGUUGAGCUACGAUCAUCUUAAUCGAGUGUAUGCUUAUCGCGAUCACUUUAACAACGUGACUCAGUUCAUCUAUGGUCGGCUGGACCAGCCACACCUUAUCACACACGUGCAUAACCCAAAAACACACAGCACCACGACGCUAAUUUACGACGACCUCAAUCACUUGAUAGCCAUGGACACCCCUACUGGGCGCAUCUAUGUUGCCACUGACCACGCGGGCUCUCCGAUUGCAUACUUCGAGGAGAAUGGAUCCCUCAUCCACCGACUGAGAUGGUCUUCAUUUGGUAGACUCAUCGAGUCGGUGGGUGAGAAGAUCUGGGUGGGUGUCGGUCCUUGGGGAAGUUUCGUUGAACCUCUCACUGGAGUUGUCUUGGUGAAUGGAUUCGGCUACCAUCCUCGGCUGCUUCAGUUCCUCACUCCUCAGUGGGAGAAGAUGACUAAAGCUCCUCGUCCCGUCACUGACGUGUACGUCUACCGCUUCAGGAAUAAUGAUCCGGUCAACGCGCAAAGCCACUUCUCUGAGGAGAUUCACGACGUUAAAUGGUGGCUACGCAUGACCGGCGUUGAUUUGCAAAACUCGCUGGGCUCCGACUACAAAGAUCGCAUCCUGGAGAAACCUGAGCCUUCAUUAGACGUUUCAAUGAAACCCUCAAUUGGAAUCAGCAGUAGCCUCACGUGCCAGUAUCGAGCAGGAAUAAACUAUCUGAAACACUUGAGCUUCUUCUCCCCGAAGAACGAACCCACGGCACUUGAAUGGCAGUAUGCACCAAUUUCUCAACAAUCGUAUGUGUUUGGCCCCGGUGUCUUAGUGAGCGUUGUCAACAAACGAGUACUGAUUAACUUCGUCACUGUUGUAGAAGACGGAUCGUCUGUGAUUGGAGAUGUCAUCCGCAUUGUAUUGAACAAUUCACUUCUUCUAGAUGUUGUCGCGACAGAAAAUGAUCACGAGACCUUCUACUUCGUCUGGGAGGAGAAGAGACGAGAAGCGGAACACGAGAAGCACCUGGCCCGUCUUUCUGGCAUAUUCAACGUCACGAAGGUGAACGGCGCCAUAGGACCGGGAGUACAUCUUGCGACGCCCACUGCUAACCUCAUGAUCCUGUACGGCAUCCGCCCCAGCAGGGCCCGCAGCUACAUCCUGGAACAGCUGGAAAAGAGGGCGGCAAGUACCGCAUGGGACAGAGAGGCGGCUCUUGUGAGGGCUGGGCGCCCUGGAACAAGGGAGUGGCAGCCAGAUGAAAAGACGCAACUUAUUAAAAAUGGCUACGUUCGAGGCUUCCUUCCGAGCUCCCUGCACUCUACGGAUGACUAUCCCUUCUUGGCAGCAGACCCCACAAAUGUAAUGUUUCGGCGAGACAGCUCCAGAAAACGAAGGAAGACUCGCAGAAAGAACAGAAAGAAAGGUUGGCGAAGGCGUGAUUGGAGUCGAGACACUCGAGCCACUUGAAAAAUCAGUCACAAAUAGAUUGUAGUGUCUUGAUGGCGUGUUUAAAAAAGAUAUUAGAAGUCAAACUAUUAAUUAGACGGCUAUUAGCUGUGUAGUGGUAUCCAAGUUAAAUCUUGUGACAACUUCAGUAGCUUGAACAAUGAAGGAGACCAAUGUGUCCUCCACGGUGCUAAUUCGAUACCAAAAGGGUUGAGUUUCAGACAAGACUAUUGUGCUGGUGCAAUACUAAAACAAUAAAUGAGCCGAGCUCUCUACUUUAUCGUGGCUCGCAAACGAGUAAUGUAUAGAAAUUAAUCGAUUCCAUGAAGUUGAUCGAACUUAUCGAUCGGUCACUCAUGCGUCAAUGUACGUAUGGACUAUUUUUGCGUCUAAUUUUUCUAUUAUAUUACAUAAUGAUUUGAAGAUUAACGCUUAGAUAUCGUUAGCUAAUGGUGAUUUGUAUUAAAAUUCAAUUGUCAGGAAAAUUCAUGCUUUUGGAUGCAGCGGAUCAUACGUUACGUUUUAUUUGCACGAUUUGCUCCAAGCAUGACAGCUCUUCGCGUUCGCCUUUUAUAACUCCAGAUUGUGAUACCCGUGUAAAUAAAUAGCUGGGCUACUUGGAUGAGGAUCAACAUGGUAACAAGUCUGGGUCUGAGCCGCGACCACGGCUUGACUCCACGGUAAUGUUGAAGCCUCGGGUCAGUUUUGUCGUCGUCGCUGAGACAAAGUUUCCUCCUCUAGUCAGAUUUUGAGAUCAUCCCUCGCUUUGAUACGAUAAGACAAUGAUUGUCAUCCCUAGCUUAGGUCGUUCAUAUGUAGAAUAUUUCAGGAAUUUUCUACUAUCAUUUAUUCCGUGUGUGAAUUUUAAAGUAAGUCAGUCCUGCCGUCAAUCCUCUCGUUUUUUAGUUUACUGUUAAACUUUAAGACCAUCGAUGGUUCCCUUUCUACGAGGACUCGUAAUGAGUCUAUGCUAGAGAGGUUUCUCGGUUUCCUUCCCUCGGCAUUUGCCUCACUAAAUAAAUAUCAAGUCUCUUUCGAUGUCUAGCACUAGUCUAGAAUUCUUUGCCUCUGACCCUCAUCUAACCGCCAUGUUUUGAACUCAUUCUCAAGAGUUUUUCGUUCACAACCAUCUGAAUAUCGUCGCUACAUGUAUACAAUAAAUUCAUCUGAAUCAUUAGAAGGAUACAAAUUAUUCUUGCAUUAGCAUAACCAAUCAAUUUUGCGUAAUUUUUAAUCGCUCUUUGAACAGCAUUUGCCAACACCUUGUAAAGAACCCCUAUCGCGUUUCAGCUGCCUCAUGAUAUCACCGUGUGAAUGUUAGUUAUUGAAUUGUCAUCAUCACAACACAUUCUGCCAUGACAAAAUUGUGCAGAAAUUUCUCAAUAGAAGCACAGACUUUUAUUUACCUUAGGAUUACAUUUCGCCUUUUCGGUUAUACGGAAAUGGUUAUUCGUAAAAUUAUUUGCACAGAAUGGAGAUUUUUUUCCAAAUGUA